Drosophila willistoni is the source of this 995-nucleotide messenger RNA. RefSeq lists its product as uncharacterized. The record is from RefSeq and is a predicted model, not a curated record. NCBI's taxonomy places the organism in Eukaryota, Metazoa, Arthropoda, Insecta, Diptera, Drosophilidae. Gene Ontology annotation, cellular component: nucleus. The transcript has a single exon. Bases 112 to 939 code for a protein of 275 amino acids. Gene Ontology annotation, biological process: regulation of exit from mitosis.
GUGAGUAAAACGCGCAAGUUCGUGAGUAUUGUUGUGUUUAGUUCGAUAGGAUUUUUUUGGCUUGGUCGCGCGCCUAAUUGUUUAAAAUUAUUAACUAAACCUCCUAAAUCAAUGUCCCAAAAUGAGAGAAACAUUGAUCUGGAUCUCAAUCUGGAAAUCCUUACAGCUGCCACAGCGGCGGAGUUUGUGAAUGGAAUAUUCGACUAUUUGCUGUAUCAGAGAAGGCAGAUUCCAUUUGUCUACAAAACUUAUAAAUAUUUUAUAGAAAAAUGGAGCGAGGAACAGGACGAGACACAGAAAUCCUUUGCCCAUCAUCAGUUGAAGCUGCAUCGUUCCAAGGCCACGGCCACCAAGGAAUCCAUCAGUGCCAUAAGAGAGCUAAUACGGCAAGCCUUCAGGAUCAGCGUAGUCAAAAAAUGUCGUUUUUUGUUUGGGAAUUCGAUCUUUAUGCCAACGGAGUCUUAUACUUUACAUAUCCCACAUAGCACCAUAAUCCGGAAGCAGCAAUUUGACCUGACUGAGAGCCGUAUCAACCAAUCUCUAAUCUCUCUAAUGGCAUGUGAUGAACUCUGUGCAAUCUUUGGCAGCGAGAUGAGCACCACCAAUAUGUUCCUUGAACUAGAGCUGCAGACGGACGUGGCUGUUCCCGCAAAUGGGAUGGGAAUCUUUCCCAAGGAUGUGUUAAGUCAAUUGCCAAGAAGCUGUAAAAAUGUGCACUUACAUCUCUUGUACGACCAUGGACACCAACCUGCCCCCGAAUUGGCCAUUUACCAGGAUCUGGAGCUUAUGCGGUUAGAGCAAUCAACUAGUCAAGUGGAAGACUCAGAGGUGACAGACAAAAGCAAAGAGGAGCAAGAGUUCUCUUGGUGGCAAGCAGAGGCCAUCGUACGUGGCUUCAAGACGCCUAAUCAUAAGUCCUUUGAUCUUUGGUCUAGUUAAGAAUCCAUCAAGCAAUAAACUAUAGACAAUAUUACAUUUAUUUGCAAUUUACGAAA